Ophidiomyces ophidiicola is the source of this 11802-nucleotide messenger RNA. RefSeq lists its product as uncharacterized. The record is from RefSeq and is a predicted model, not a curated record. Gene Ontology annotation, biological process: secondary metabolite biosynthetic process; fatty acid biosynthetic process. Gene Ontology annotation, molecular function: 3-oxoacyl-[acyl-carrier-protein] synthase activity; fatty acid synthase activity; phosphopantetheine binding. Bases 1 to 11802 code for a protein of 3933 amino acids. The transcript has 7 exons. Lineage: Eukaryota; Fungi; Ascomycota; Eurotiomycetes; Onygenales; Onygenaceae.
AUGGUAUCUCGAAAGAUCUCUCCCGUGGAAAAACGCGCAGAGCCCAUUGCCAUCAUCGGCACUGCUUGUCGGUUUCCCGGCUCGUUAGAUUCCCCUUCAAAACUUUGGGAAUUUUUAUGCAGCCCUCACGAUGUUCUUACCGAUAUUCCCAAGGAGAGAUUCAACGGGGAUACGUUCUACCACCCUAAUGGAAUGCACCACGGAACAUCGAAUGUCAAACAGUCAUACUUGCUCAAGGAGGAUCCGCGUGCAUUUGAUGCUGGGUUUUUCAAUAUAACGCCUGUUGAAGCUCAUUCCAUCGACCCGCAACAUCGCCUUAUACUGGAGAUAGUCUAUGAAUCCCUUGAAUCUGCUGGAUUAUCGAUCGAAGGACUUAACGGAUCUCACACUGGAGUCUAUGUUGGUCUGAUGAGCAAUGACUAUACUGACCAUCUUCAGCGUGACAUGGAUACACUACCUACUUAUACUGCAACUGGAAAUGCACGAAGCAUUAUAUCUAAUCGAAUUUCUUAUUUCUUCAACUGGCAUGGUCCUUGUAUGACUAUCGAUACUGCUUGCUCGUCUAGUCUAGUCGCGGUCCACCAAGCCGUACAGCUGCUGCGAAGUGGUGAAUCGGACCUGGCUAUUGCAGCAGGCUCCAACCUUAUCCUCAUGCCAGGGCAGUACAUUACCGAGUCGAAACUUAAAAUGCUUUCGCCUGGUAGUCGAUCUCGAAUGUGGGACAUUGAUGCUGACGGCUAUGCGAGGGGAGAGGGUGUUGCCGCUGUGGUUUUAAAAACACUAAGCCGUGCUUUAGAGGACGGUGAUCAUAUUGAAUGCAUAAUCCGCGAGUCUGGAAUUAAUCAAGAUGGUCGCACAAAGGGGAUAACUAUGCCCAAUGAGCUCGCUCAAAUGGAACUGAUUACCCAAACUUACACUAAAAUCGGAUUGGACCCCCAAUGUAAGAACGAUCGCUGUCAAUAUUUUGAGGCCCAUGGUACCGGGACAAAGGCUGGCGAUGCUCAUGAAGCGGAGGCGAUAAGCAAAGCCUUUUUUGGGCCUGAAGGUAAAUCUGGAGAUAAGGGGGACGUGCUAUAUGUUGGCUCUUUGAAAACAGUUAUAGGUCACGCUGAAGGUGCCGCAGGUGUUGCUGGUCUUAUAAAAGCAUCGCUUGCAGUGCAGCAUGGUGUUAUUCCGCCCAAUAUGUCCUUUGAUACCCUGAGCCCUGAUGUUGAGCCCUUUUAUGGUAACCUGAAAAUCGCUACUGUUGCCACUCCUUGGCCCGAAAUUAUAGGUCCUCGCAGAGCCAGUAUUAACAGUUUUGGUUUUGGCGGAACAAAUUCUCAUGUCAUCAUUGAGAAUUUCAUCCCACAAACGAAAGAAUCUGAGUCUGAAACCAUCUUUACCCCUUUCGUUUUUUCAGCAGCCACAGACCAAGCCCUGCACCGGAUGUUAUCAUCCUUCUCUUCACAUUUAAAACAUAAUCCAAGUAUCAACCUUCGGGACCUUUCGUAUACCCUAUAUGCAAGGAGGUCAGAGCUUGCUGUGAAGAUGGCUUUUGGGGCGUUAUCUGUCAGCCAGCUGGUCUCGGCAAUAGAUGCAUAUCUUGAAGCUUCGAGGAAUACCGAUGGUCCUGCGAUCGUCGCUGGAACACGACCCGCAAGCUCGUCACCUCGAAUCCUGGGAAUAUUCACCGGCCAAGGCGCCCAAUGGGCUAGAAUGGGUCACCAACUGGUACUUAAAUCAGAAUACGCCAAAAGAUUUAUACAGGAUCUUGACCACACCAUUCAAAAGCUGCCUAAACAAUUUAGGCCAACCUGGUCAAUUAUAGAGGAACUUUCCGCAGAUCCAUCAACAUGCCGUCUCGGCGAAGCUGGCGUCUCACAACCUCUCUGCACUGCUGUUCAGCUUCUUCUUGUCGAUAUAUUAAAUGCGGCAGGUGUAAGAUUUAGUGCCAUUAUUGGUCAUUCUUCCGGUGAAAUUGCAGCAGCUCAUGCUGCCGGCCUUUUAUCUCGAGACGAUGCCAUGAAAAUAGCAUUUUAUCGUGGACAUUUUGCGUCACAGGCAGGAGCCAGGCACCGCGGUGCAAUGAUGGCUGUUCGCACCUCAUAUACUGAUGCUCAAGACCUUUGUGACUCGGACGCUUUUCAAGGCCGGAUCUGUGUUGCUGCGUGCAAUUCUUCGUCCAGUGUUACCCUAUCUGGAGAUUCUGAUGCCGUGGAGGAGGCAAGGCUAAUUUUUGAAGACGAAAAUAAAUUUGCUAGACUACUGAAAGUUGAUGUCGCUUACCAUUCAAACCACAUGAUUCCAUGUGGUACGGAGUAUGUAGCAGCUUUACAGGCUUUGGACAUUUGCCCCACAUCGAUAGGAAGCGAAUGUGCUUGGUUCUCGACCACUUACAAUGGUAAAAGAAUGAGUAUCUGCGAUGAGCUGAAAGCAAAAUAUUGGAAGGAUAACAUGGUUAACCCGGUUUUAUUUGUUCAGGCACUUGAGGCAGCUGCCACAAGCAUGGGACCUUUUAGUCUUGCAAUUGAAAUCGGCCCACAUCCAGCCCUUAAAAGCCCAGUGGUUCAAACAAUGCAGGAAAUAUAUGACCAUAAACUGCCCUAUGUUUGUCCUCUGAAUCGUGGCUUUGAAGAUAUCACGACAUUUGCAAACGCUAUUGGAUUCCUGUGGACCCACACUUCGCCAUCUAUCAUUGACUUUAACUCGAUUGAGGACUUACUUUCCGGAAACAAGUUCAUUCGGCCUUUGAAAGGGCUGCCAUCAUACCCUUGGGAUCAUAGUAGGGUAUACUGGCAUGAAAGCCGUCUUUCCCGGGCAUAUCGUCUGCGAAGCGAUAAGCCCAAUCAGUUACUGGGGAAUAUAGUCCCUGAUGGAGUGAAAGGCGUACUUCGCUGGCGAAACAUUCUAAAGCCCAGCGAAGUGCCAUGGGUUCGUGGACAUAAGCUUCAAAGCCAGAUGGUAUUCCCAGCUGCUGGAUACAUUUCCGCAGCAAUAGAAGCCACUUUGGCACUUAUGAGUGGUAGUACCGCGCGCUUGAUUGAAAUCUCCGAGCUUAAUAUUCGGCGACCACUAAUUUUUGACGACGAUGACUCUGGAGUUGAAACCUUAUUUACUCUUUCCAGCAUAGAGGACCAUGGUGGAAACUUGACCGCCUCGUUUUCUUUUCAUGCCUUUAUAAAUCAAGAUUCGGAUAGCUUGUCGAAUUUGGCUACAGGCAAUAUUGUAGCCGUCGCUAAUGCCGAUAUAUCGGGUAAAUCAAGAGAGGAUGAGCCACCGAACCUGAUCCCUGUGCAUAAGGAUCAAUUCUAUAAGUCUCUGGAUGAUCUUGGUUAUGGUUACAGCGGCAGCUUCCGCUCUUUAAAUUCAAUGAAAAGAAAACUAAAUUUCGCUUCAGCAACUAUCGCAGUUCCACAGUGUGAGGCCCAUGAAUAUUUACUGAUCCAUCCGGCAGUGCUAGACGUUGCAUUGCAAGCUGUAUUUCUUGCAUAUUGGUGGCCGAACGAUGGCAGCCUCGAGCAGCUCUAUAUCCCUACAAGCAUUAAUACCAUCCGAAUUAGUAUUCCAUUGUGUCAGGAAAGCAUGAUUGCAGGGGUUGAACUGGCGGUUGAAUCGCAUAUAACAAAUAAUCCCCUCGAAAUUAGUGGUAUUCAGGGGGAUGUCGAUAUUUUUGGUGGUGAUUCAGAGUCGGUGGCUAUACAGAUCGAGGGUGUGAACAUCGUUUCAUUUUCGGAUGGAAGCCCACUAUACGAUCGCCAAAUACUGUCAGAACAUAUCUGGGGCCCAGCAUUCCCUGAUGCGGAGCUUCCGGUGACCAGCCGUCCGACUGUUGACGAUUACGAGCUGGCCUGGUGUCUUGAACGCGUCUCAGCCUACUAUAUGCGGAAGAUAGAUGAUGAAAUUAAGACGGAGGAAUAUGAUGUCAUUGAGUGGCAUUACAAGUCACUACUUAAGUUUUUUAAGUGUGUUCUUUCCGAUACAGAAAAGGGGAGUCAGCCAUAUAUCAAACGAGAAUGGCUCAGUGACACUUGGGAAGAAAUAUCUGCAAUCUUUGAACGAUACCCUGACAGUAUUGAACUGAAACUGUGUCGUGCUGCUGGAGAGAAUCUGGUGUCAUCUAUACGUGGAGAAACAAACAUUCUUCAGCACCUCCUUGAAGAGAAUACUUUGGGUAAAUACUACAUGGAUGCACUAGGUCUGAAGGAAAAUACCGAAUAUCUUGCAAAAAUUGUCUCGCAAAUUACACACCGAUACCCCCAUAUGAAUAUUCUUGAAGUUGGGGCUGGUACAGGAGGAGCUACUAAAUCUAUCUUAUCCCAUAUCAAACAAGCUUUUUUAUCCUAUACUUUCACUGAUGUUUCCCCUGCUUUCUUUGAAGCCGCCAAAGACAUAUUUGUCAAUUAUGCUAAUAAAACGAUCGUCUUCAAGGUACUGGACCUUGAAAAGGACGUACUAGAACAAGGGUUUGCAGAACAUUCUUAUGACAUACUUGUUGCCUCCUUAGUGUUACAUGCCACCUCGAGUCUUCAGAAAACAAUGGAAAAUGUGCGUAGGCUCUUACGACCUGGGGGGUAUUUGAUAAUUCUCGAAAUUACCAAUAACGAUUCCAUUAGAAUUGCUUUUGCCGUGGGUGGACUUCCUGGGUGGUGGCUAGGCCAAUCUGAUAACCGGUUAUUAUCACCAUGUGUCUCUGCCGUGGAAUGGCAUACCAUUCUACUCAAGGCCGGGUUUUCCGGGGUUGACACCAUAACUCCAGAAACAGAUGUUUUACCCAAUCCAGUAUCAGUCUUUGUAUCUCAGGCUGUUAACGAUAAAGUCAAUCUUCUUCGGCAACCCCUAUUAUACCCGGAUCGGUCGCUUCGGUCAGAGGAUUGGGAUUUAGUUAUUAUUGGCGGUAAAACAAUGCGCACUAUCAAUUUAAUUCGCGAAGUUCGUCAGCUGCUUUUCCCUUGGGGUGUUCCGAUUCAACAAUUCCUUUCGCUCUAUGACGUCGACUCGACUCAAGUGUCAUCUACAAGUUUUGUCUUGAGUGUCACUGAGCUAGAUUGCCCAAUAUUCAAGGAUUUUGAUGAAGUAAAAUUUGAAUGUCUCAAGAAAUUACUUGAUUAUAGAAGAACAGUUCUAUGGGUCACUCAAGGCUGCAGGGCAGAGGAGCCAUUCAUGAACAUGACGGUCGGCCUUGGAAGGACGGUGGCUUUGGAAGCACCCAACCUUCGACUACAAUUCCUUGAUCUGCAAUCCAGCUCAAAACCAAAUGGGACUGUAUUGGUAGAAUCAUUACUGCGCCUGCAUUUUACUCCAAACGACAUUCUAUGGUCUUUUGAACAAGAAUUAGCCUAUGAGGAAGGCAAGCUGAAAAUUCCUCGCGUCAUUCCCAACAAGGCACAAAAUGAUCGUUACAAUGCGUCCAAGCGGUCUAUUUUUAAUACUAUCGGUGUCCAUGAUACUCCAGUCCAUCUGAAAAAUAUAUCAGGGGCUUUUCAUUUGGUCCAAGCAACCUGUCAGCCCGCAGAGAAUGAGGUGGUUGUGAAAGUUAGCCAUUCCCUUUCUUUGGCCACCCCAACCCCCUUUUAUGCUAUCAUCGGCGUCGAUAAUUCUUCUGGGCGGACUAUAUUAUGUUUCUCGAAUAACAAUGGAUCUCUAAUUGCUGCUGACUGUAAAUACUCGAUUGAUUGUUCCGGUGCCAUUGGCCAAGAAACUCGUCUUUUGUCUUUGUUGCACAUUGAGCUUCGCAUAGAGGGUAUAUUAUCAGCGUGCAACCCUCACACAGAAGUUCUUGUUCUGAAUCCAGAAUUGAACUUAGGAAAGAGGCUAAGAGACCGGGCUAUUGAAAUUGGUGUUUCCAUCAUUUUAUUAACCUCUAACCCUAUCAUUGACGAAAGCUCUUGGAUUCCGUUAUAUCCAUACACUACACCGCGGUCAUUGCAGGCAUCGCUGUCUAAAAAUAUCUCAACCUUCAUUGACUGUUCAGAUCUCCCUACUCGAAUGGGAACAUUGGUUUCAUCUUGCUUACCUGAAUCCUGCAUACAAAUGACAAUGAUGGAUACAAUUAAGCGGCUUUGGACCAUAUACCAAGAACGAGUGGAAUGCUGCCUGAAUGCUGCAUCUAACGCUUUAUCUCUUCUCGAAUCUAAGGAUUCGAUCUGCCCUAGAGUGAUAAAUAUUGAAGACAUUAUAAAUCUACGAAAAACGACUGACAUGCAAGUUGUGAAUUGGAGCACAGGCUGUGCCGUCCCGGUAAAACUUGCUUCUAUUGACGUACAGAUGCAUUUCCCCGCAGACAAAACAUAUGUCUUGUUUGGUUUAAGUGGUGACCUUGGCCAAUCCCUAUGUGGUUGGCUAGCUGCUCAUGGUGCUCGGCACCUUGUUAUCACUAGCCGUAAUCCUAACGUCGAUCCAGCCUGGCUAGUGCAGAUAGAAUCGCAAGGUGUUGGAAUAAAAUUGUAUUCUAAUGAUAUUACCAACAGAGACUCUUUGGGAGCGUUGAUUGCGGAAAUUAAACGUACUUCCCCGCCUAUUGCAGGUGUGAUGCAUGGUGCCAUGGUUCUUGACGAUGCUUCAUUUUUUGAUAUGACCUUUGAAAGCGUGAGUAAAGUGAUAAAACCGAAAGUUCUGGGGAGCAUGUAUUUGAACGAAUUUUUUCAAGAUAAUUCGUUGGAUUUUUUUAUAUUUUUUUCCUCACUUGCAUCCAUUACUGGAAACCGCGGUCAGUCCAACUAUAGUGCAUCCAAUAUGUAUGGAACUUCCUUGGCAUUUCAGCGCCGUCGAAAGGGACUGGCAGGAUCAGUUCUACAUAUUGGUGCAGUCAUGGGUGUAGGUUAUGUGAUGAGAGAAGUUACCGAGACUGUGUUGCAAUCAAUAUACAGGGCAGGGUUCCGUUGGAUACCAGAAAGGGGCUUUCAUCAGUGUAUUGCCGAAGCAAUAGUUGCUGGAAGACCUGAUUCUGAUAACAACCCAGAGAUAGUGACUGGUCUACGUGUUAUCAAUGCAGAUGAGGAAGAACUUACUGGAUGGAUGACAUCUUCUCGGUUCCAGCAUUGUGUGAACAUGGAUAAAUUGGGCGAGUCAAGAACGAAGGAUGGUACUGCCAGUUUAUCGGUGAAAACACAGCUUCGCAGGUCCACAUCCGAGCAGGAAACCCUUUCUAUUAUUCAAGAUGCGUUUUUCGCCAAGCUACAAGUUUCACUUCAGCUACAAUUAAAAGAUUCUUCAGUCCAAAGUCAGGUUCUUACACAGGGUGCAGACGAGCUUGGCAUAGACUCUCUAGUUGCCAUUGAGGUGCGAUCUUGGUUCUUAAAAGAGCUGGAAGUCGAUAUGCCCGUUCUUAAAAUCCUUGGCGGUGCAAGUAUUGCAGACCUGUUUACCUUUGCCUUUGAGAAAUUGCCAUCAGAAUUGACGCCCUACCUAAGCAAACCGGAUGCUGAAGACUUGCAUAUUAAUGAAGUAAAUUCUAGACAGCUUAAUUCUGGUGACGCUAAAGACAUUAACACAUCUGUGGAAAAUCCAAAACUGUCAGUUUCACAGGACGGCCUUAAAGAUAUAUGUGUGCCCACCAUUUCACCAAAGUUACCGAUCUCCAUUGUUAACAAAGACUUGCAGAAGCAACUGCCACUAUCAUUUGGCCAAUCUCGAUUUUGGUUUUUGAGACAUUACCUGGAAGACCAGACUACCUUUAAUAUCACCUUCUCUAUUCAGUUGCAAGGGCAUCUUAAUGUGACUAAUUUGGAGGAGGCUGUGAACGUACUAGGCGCACGUCAUGAAGCCUUACGAACCUGUUUUCUUUCACGGCAAAAUGAAAUACCAAUGCAAGGGAUUUUGAAAAUUUCUUCCUUGCAUUUAGAAAAGAAGAAAAUAAAUUCCGCAGAUCAAGUCGGAAACGAAUUUGAAGAAAUGAAAAGCUAUAUAUUUGAUAUUGAGCAUGGAGAGACUAUGAGAAUUCGACUUCUCAACCUAAGUCCUACUCAAAAUUACAUUGUGAUGGGGUACCAUCAUAUAAAUAUGGAUGGUAUAAGUUUAGAGGUCUUUCUAGCUGAGUUGGAAAUGGCAUAUACGAAGACGCCCUUGUCGAAGUCCGUUUUUCAGUAUUCGGAUUUUUGUAUGAAGCAACGACUAGAUAUCGAAAAUGGAAAUAUGACCACGGAACUGAAUUUCUGGAAAUCGGAGCUCUCUAGCCCUUUACCCCCCUUACCACUCUUACCGCUUUCCUCAGUCGCCCGCCGCUCGCCCAUUAUGAAAUACGAACAUCAUCGAGAGGACUGCCGGAUUAGUGCGGAAUUAGCCAUACGUAUUCGGAACUUCUGUCAUAAAAGUAAAGGGAGCAUAUUUCACUUUUAUCUUACUGUUUACGCAGUAUUACUCUUCAAGCUUCUGGAUAUCGAAGAUUUGUGCAUCGGAAUGGCUGACUCUAAUAGAAGUGAGGAAUCACAGAGAAGCAUGGGGAUGUAUUUAAAUUUACUUCCAUUGCGUUUGCGACUUGACUCCCAGAAAACUUUUACCGAUGCCAUGAAAGAUACCCGAAGAAAGGUUUUCGCAGCAAUCGCUCAUUCACGCUUGCCAUUUGAUAUCUUGCUCGAAGAGCUAAAAACGCCGAGAUCUACUGAAUACAAUCCAAUAUUUCAGGCAUUUAUUAAUUACCGUCAGGGGGUGAAAGAGCGCAGGCGGUUUGGAGACUUACAAGGGCAUGGCGAAGAGUAUUCGUUCGGCCGAACCUCAUAUGAUAUUACCCUCGAUAUUCUCGACAACGCUGGCGACGAGCCCCUUAUCAUGUUUCUUUUGCAAAAGCAGUUCUACUCGUUGGAUGACUCGAAACUCCUUGCUCGCAUGUACUGUCAUCUUCUAGCCGUUGCUGCAGAUAACCCACAGGCGGUCUUGCGGGGUAUUUCUCCCUUUCCAAAAGAAGAUAUUUCUAAAGGGAUAGCCUUCGGCCUAGGACCUGUCCGGAACUCUGAGUGGCCAGCAACUUUGGCACACACUAUUCAGAAUAUUAUUUCAAAACGUCCAAGCACUGUCGCGCUGAACGACACUCUUGGGACCCACUGGACAUAUAAGCAAAUGGCAAACCGGGUAGACUCCAUAGCAACUGCCCUACUAAAAGCUGGUGUGUCUGCACGGGUGCCCGUCGCAGUGUUUCAGGAGGCCAGUCCUGAUUGGGUUUGUUCCCUCGUCGCAAUUAUGAAAAUCGGUGCCAUUUACGUCCCACUGGAUGUCAAUAUCCCCCCUUCUCGCCUAAACAUCAUCAUCAAAGGUUCUUGUCCAGCUGCAAUUUUGUCCGACAAUGCCACGUCGGCAAUGCUAGCGGAAAUUAUUGUUCCGGACAAUACAGCCUCUCUUAACAUAUCCCAAUUUGCUUUUAAUCAGCCCUCAAAGAGCGUCACAAUUUCAGCCCAGGCCGAAGACGCUGCUGCAAUCUUGUAUACAAGUGGCACCACAGGAACUCCCAAAGGUGUGAUUUUGUCACAUGCUGGCUUGCGAAACCGGAUAGAAUUUGCGAGAAUUUCUACUCCGGAAAUCAUUCUUCAGCAUAGUGCUCUUGGCUUCGAUCUGUCAAUUUACCAAGUGUUGCUCUGUCUCUCUCAUGGUGGAACGCUGGUGAUUGCCCCUAGGAUAAAACGAGGCGAUCCGUUGGCCAUUGUAGAAAUAAUUGUUGGAGAGAAGGUUUCUUACACAGCUGCCACACCCUCUGAAUAUUUAAGCUGGGUGACUUACGCAAGCUCCAAGUUCAAGAACGCUGUGCAGUGGAAGUAUGCUAUGUCUUGCGGGGAGCAAUUCCCUAAUCACUUGAUAGAUCAGUUUCGGAAUAUCGGCUUAUCAGAUUUACGAUUUAUCAAUGCAUACGGACCAACUGAAAUAACUUUCGAAUCAAACAACUUUGAAAUAGAAACUUUAAACACGCAGAUGGUAACAAUACCCGUCGGGCACACUUUACCCAAUACUUCAGUUUUCAUUCUUGAUAGGAAUCUUAGCCCUGUCCCCGCUGGAGUUUCAGGAGAAAUAUGUAUCAGUGGUGUUGGAGUUUCUUUAGGAUACCUAAAUGACGAUACUCUGAGUACGCGGAAAUUUGUCUCUAUCUCUUACAACUCUGCUGAUUUCAGGCCCAUACCCUGGUCCAGAGUGUAUCGUACCGGUGACAAAGGGAGGUUUAAUGCUAACGGCCUCCUUGAAGUCCUUGGUCGUAUCGGCGGUGAUACUCAGGUCAAACUUAGAGGGAUUCGCAUUGAACUGCAAGAUAUUGAGCACGCAAUCCUAGCUACAGCUGGGGGAAAACUGAGCGAAGGUAUUGUUACAUGUUCUGGAGAUCCACCCGUCUUACGGGCUCAUGUUGUUUUCUCGGGGAAUUCCACUAUGGCUAGCCCAAAUGAUUUCCUUCGACGUCUGCUGUCAGAUCUUCCACUCCCUCAGUACAUGAAGCCGGCAUCUAUUACCCCAAUAGAAGCUAUACCCCUCACUGUCAGUGGAAAGAUCGAUAGAAAUGCCGUUCAAAAAUUCCAGCAUGCCGUGGCAUUCAUAUCAGAUACCGCGACUGAGCUAAAUGCAAUGGAGUCACAACUAAUGCGCAUUUGGGAAGAGGUGCUUCUAAUUCAAAGUCCAGAAGCCCAGAAAAUUCACAAAAAUUCCGACUUUUUCAGUAUCGGCGGAAAUUCGAUGCAUCUUAUUGAAGUCCAAGACCAGAUAAGACGCCGGUUUGAUAUUUCUUUACCAUUGUUUCGCUUAUUCGAAAACAGCACGCUAGCUAGUAUGGCUGCAUUAGUUUUUAAAUUACCAGAAUCAGGAUCCUUGGCAAUAGAUUGGGAUGUUGAAACUUCCACCUCCGGGCUGAGCUAUCAACCUUGCACAAAAAUGGCAAAUAGUCCGCCUCGCGUUGUGAUUCUCACUGGUGCAACAGGGUUUCUCGGCAAGAAAAUACUACAGGAGCUUGUAGCAUCAAUAUCAGUCCAAACAAUCCAUUGUAUUGCCGUGCGCACUAAAAAUAAACUGGACGACUUUCGCGAUUCAGGAAAGGUCGCUAUCCACCAUGGAGAUUUGUCCAGACCUCUUUUUGGUCUUUCUAAAGAAGUUGCGGAUACUAUCUUUAGCCAAGCUGAUUCUAUUAUUCAUAACGGAGCGGAUGUUUCAUUCCUCAAAACCUACCAGUCCCUUAGAAUGUCCAAUUUUAUAUCAACGAAAGAACUUGCCCAAAUGGCUCUCAAUCGUCGGGUCCCGUUUCACUACAUCUCCACAGCAUCAAUUGGCCGACUAAACAAUUCCGAGACAUUUGAGGAAGUCUCACUGGCACAGUUCCCUCCUCCACCAGGUUUUAGUGAUGGUUAUCUAGUUUCAAAAUGGGCCAGUGAGGUAUUCCUGGAGAGAACGAGCGCAGAAUCUGAUUUACCAAUAUUUAUUCAUCGCCCAUCCAGUAUCAUUCAAGAUGAUUUUGGCGAUCUUGAUAUAAUCAGCAAUAUACUCAAGUACUCAAGGCUCACUAAAACGGUUCCUCAAGCUGAUCUCUGGGACGGUUAUGUGGAUUUUGUUACUGCAGCUCAUGUAUCAAGCGCCAUUGUGAAAGCGGUAGUAAACCCAAGUACAAGUCCUGACGACGAACACCCACCAAUCAAAUACAUACACCAUUCAGGCGAUUUUGAAAUGCCCAUCGAUCAGAUGGACGCUUUCAUGAAAGAUGAAGAUAAUAACGGCAUCCCCUUCUCACGUUUGCCUCUUAAAGAGUGGAUAGAGAUGGCACAGCGUCAGGGCAUGGGCGAUCUGGUGGCUGGAUACCUGACUUCCAUAGAACAUGAAAACACGAAAAUGUUCUUCCCGAAGAUUGUGAAAUCAGCGAGGAGCUGA